AUGACAACUCCUGCGCCCAUAACCACAACCACCGCAUCGUCCUCUCCCCAUGUUGACCCAGCCAUCUUCUCCUCGCUCCAGACCAAAAUCGACGAAGAACAAGCAAUUCGCGACGAGCUAAGAACGCAUGUCGACGUGCUAUCGAAGCAAGGCCGCCUGACACAAUCCAUACUCUCUCGCAUCCACAACACACCGACCGACCAGCUAGAAGCCAAUGUCCUGACGCCCUGCUACGAUGCCCUCUCGGAACAGACCAAGACGGUGAAAGAAUUGGCCGAGUCGGCGUCCAAAUACCCCUUCUACAAAUGGAACUCUAUCUGGCAACGCGACAUUCAGACGCUGAUCAGCAGCAUGCAAUUAUGCGACUGGCUCAAGAGUGGUAAUCUCCUGACGCUAGAAGAGGUCGGGCAGAGAUUAAAUGUCCCCGUCAACCUCAAAUCCGAAGAUGCCUUCCAUAUCACCGUCGAAGACUACCUACUCGCGCUCACCUCGACGAUCGAAGAGCUUGCGCGCCUGGCUCCUAAUGCAGUCACGCUGGGCGACUAUGCGCGACCGCUACAGAUCUCCAAAUUCAUCAAAGACGUCCACGCCGGAUUUCAACUGUUGAACUUGAAGAACGAUAUUCUGAGGCGUCGAGCAGAUGGGGUCAAAUAUAGUGUCAAGAAAGUCGAAGAUGUCGUCUACGAUUUGAGUCUACGUGGGUUGAUCCCCAAAAAUAACGAAACGGGUUGA
Capronia coronata CBS 617.96 is the source of this 732-nucleotide messenger RNA. RefSeq lists its product as uncharacterized. The transcript has 2 exons. Lineage: Eukaryota; Fungi; Ascomycota; Eurotiomycetes; Chaetothyriales; Herpotrichiellaceae. The coding region runs from base 1 to 732 and encodes 243 amino acids. Gene Ontology annotation, cellular component: nucleus; cytoplasm. Gene Ontology annotation, molecular function: sequence-specific DNA binding; RNA binding; single-stranded DNA binding. Gene Ontology annotation, biological process: RNA metabolic process. The record is from RefSeq and is a predicted model, not a curated record.